Messenger RNA from Macrobrachium nipponense, 2045 nucleotides. RefSeq names its product pancreatic triacylglycerol lipase-like. Gene Ontology annotation, biological process: lipid catabolic process. Lineage: Eukaryota; Metazoa; Arthropoda; Malacostraca; Decapoda; Palaemonidae. The record is from RefSeq and is a predicted model, not a curated record. The coding region runs from base 139 to 1416 and encodes 425 amino acids. Gene Ontology annotation, molecular function: lipase activity. The transcript is spliced from 9 exons.
GAAAGACGCCAUAAACACACAAGCUUGAAGGUUGAAGCUUCGCUUUUGUGUCAGUCGUCUGACAGAUACGACGUCUGACAGACGCUGUUUUGUGAUUUUUGUGCAAUUUAUGUUCCCGGUCGAUCGACCGUCUUCACAAUGCUACGGUUUUGGUUUAUUGUCUUGACUGCAAUUGCUCUAGCCAGUUGGCAUGUAGUUGGCGAAGCCCCUGCCUCCAACCCUGGGCAGCUUCCUACCAUCAGCCACAGCAAGAAAGUUCCUGCCAUCAGCCUUGGGCAGCUUCCUACCAUCAGCAUUAGCAAGAAAGUUCCUGCCAUCAACUUUGGGCAGCUUCCUGCCAUCAGCAUUAGCAAGAAAGUUCCCGCCAUCAACCUCGGUGACUACCCAACAACUGAAUUCCAUCUUGAUGACGUCGCCAGCUUCUUUGGUAUUGAAGCUGGUUUCAAAAAAAGCUUCAGAGUGCUGGAUUUGUACAGAACUAUAGGGCAACUGGGUGCUCUGGACGAUGUCAAGUUUCUCCUGUGGACGAGGUCAAACACCGGUGAUGAUGACUAUUAUAAUCUCCAGCCAGGAAACCUAACCAACCUGGCGCUCUCGCCCUUUGAUCCAUCAUUUCCCACGCUCAUUAUCUUCCACGGUUUUGCCGACAACGGAAAGAAUACUUGGAUCUUGCAUGCAAAAAAAGCGUUACUCGAAUUGCAACAAUGCAAUGUUAUUUCUGUCGAUUGGUGGACUCUAGUAUUGCACCCUUGGUACAGAGAAGCCGCAAUGAACAGCUUUAAGGUGGCCAACUACACAGCCGGCUUUAUAGACUGGCUGAACGAACAGACUGGCUUACUCCCUUCUAAUAUUCACAUCACUGGGCAUUCGUUAGGAGCCCACGCAGCUGGCUUCACUGGGAAGUAUAUUAAAUGUGGUCAGAUUGGGAGAAUCACCGGACUGGAUCCUGCAGGACCCCUGUUCUAUUUUCGGGAUGCCGACCACCGUAUUGACAAGUCUCACGCAGCCUAUGUAGAUAUCAUCCAUUCAAAUAGCGGACAACUUGUCAUGGGUUGCUAUGGCUUGUACGAAGCCGUGGGACACGCCGAUUUUUAUCCUAAUGGGGGAAGACACCAACCUGGAUGUAUUAUUAGUGGGAAUGCGACAAUAUUAGAUGACUGGCAGGACUUGAUGCACAACUGCAGCCACGCGAGAGUGACAGAUUUUUGGGUUGAAAGCAUAACUGCUCUGGAACCUUCGCAAAUGUUCACAGCUUGGCCAUGCCACGAUUACGAGUGUUUCGCCAGUGGUCUGUGCACCGUAUGUGGGCCACUAGGCUGCCCCCAUAUGGGUUUCCACGUCGAAAAGAGCAUGCAUGGCAUUUUCUACCUGAAUACUCGGGCAGAACCUCCUUACGCUCAAGGCGAUCAGCAGUAGCCAGACACGACGGAGAGCGCCAUUCGAAACUUCAAGAUUAGGUAAAACUAACUUUCACUCGGUGCUUUUUGUCAGCCUUUUCUCUGGAAGUUUCAGAAACGCCAGAACUUUGUCCAACCCGGGCUCGUUGUUUGAAAGGUACAUUGUAAAAUUUAACCCUUCUAAACACCAUUUAAAACUGUGAAUUUUAAUUGUAGACUAGGUUCUUUUGUUUGCGAACUCUUGUACAGACUACAUUUGCAUUGCUUGUAUUCAUAGAAAGCUGCUUUUUUUUAUUUUUCUGACUUUUAAAUACUGAAUAAACAGAUUUUUGCUGUUUUUAGCCUUAUCUGGACUUUUGAUUUUGAUCGCUAUUGUGAUCCAUUUAAAUUCAAUAGUUUUAAGGUUUAAUUAGGUCCAACAAUGUUGUCAAGAUUUUUUUUACUUAAUCAUUUUAAGGGAACCUCUUCUAAAAAGUGGAAUUUUAUUUGCAACUACUUUUACGGAUACAUAUUAAUUUUAAAGUUUAUAAUUGUAAUAUUUAUUUGGAUGUAAUUCACUCUGUAAAUCCCUUGUAAACGACUUUUAAGUUCUCCUUUUAAAGAUUGUUUUUAAUUUUAACAUUUUGGAAAUUAAAGGAAAUAAGUUUU